Messenger RNA from Lymnaea stagnalis (great pond snail), 6327 nucleotides. The record is from the annotation of a GenBank genome assembly. NCBI's taxonomy places the organism in Eukaryota, Metazoa, Mollusca, Gastropoda, Lymnaeidae.
CUGGGAAUCACAUCUCAAUUUGGACAUCCGUGUAUCUGUAGUCACUGAGUUACUGUGUCGACAUCUGUGAGUGUACUUUAUGUUUUAUUUCGUUACUGUUUAUUUAACUGUUAGUGUACUUUGUGAUUUUUUGUUACUGUGUAGUCAACUGUAAGUAUACGUUGUAAUUUUUUUGUUACUCUGUAGUCAACUGUAAGUGUACUUUGUAAUUUUUUUUGUUACUGUGUAGUCAACUGUAAGUGUACUUUGUGAUUUUUUUUGUUACUUUGUAGUCAACUGUAAGUGUACUUUGUGAUUGUUUUAUUACUGUGUAGUCAACUGUAAGUGUACUUUGUGAUUUUUUUUAUUACUGUGUAGUCAACUGUAAGUGUACUUUAUAUUAUAUUUUUAUUAGUCAACAUUUUUACAAACGUGAUUAAAUGCAAACAUAUAUAAACAUCUUUGAUGCCUAGAAAUAGCACAUUUAUGCCAUGAAAAAAAAUGUGUGCAAACACUUUGAAACACCACGCAUUUGUGUCAAUAUUAUUGUGUUUCCUCAAAUGAUAUCCUUAAAUCUGUUGUGUCCAAUUUUAGACUUAACUCACGAGAUAUUUGAUCGGCUGAUUCAAAGAAACAAAAGGGGGGGGGGGGCAGCGGCUUUCUCAGAUCAUCACUAGGUUUUUUUUAUAGAUGCUAAAUAAAUAAAUAACCCCUUAAAAAAAUAGUUUUCGUAUAAAUCCUUAAAAAUAAUGCAAUAGCGAGCAAUGGGGGUAGGGCUGAAAAUUUGACAAGACAUUCUUACAAAUAGCGCACAGUGUAAGAAUCCACAAGACAUUCUUAUAAAUAACGCACAGUGUAAGAAUCCACAAGAUAUUCUUACAAAUAACGCACAGUGUAAGAAUCCACAAAACAUUCUUACAAAUAACGCACAAUGUAAGAAUCCACAAGACAUUCUUACAAAUAACGCACAGUGUAAGAAUCCACAAGACAUUCUUACAAAAAACGCACAGUGUAAGAAUCCACAAGACAUUAUUACAAAUAACGCACAGUGUAAGAAUCCACAAGACAUUCUUACAAAUAACAAACAGUGUAAGAAUCCACAAGACAUUUUUACAAAUAACACACAGUGUAAGAAUCCAAAAUAGUUCUUCCCCCCCCCCCCCAUGCCUGAAAACUCCAUAUUUUUUCACCCCCCUCAACUAUAUUCAUAUUAAAUAACAAACAGUGUAAGAAUCCACAAGACAUUUUUACAAAUAACCCACAGUGUAAGAAUCCAAAAUAGUUCUUCCCCCCCCCCCCAUGCCUGAGAACUGCAUAUUUUUUCACGCCCCUGAACUAUAUUCAUAUUUCAGCGAAACACUCGAAUUUCAUUUGCAGAUUUAUUUCAACAACCUUUUCAGAAAAAACGAAAGAAAAUAUUACGCACCAAAGGCACGUUUGGGAUUUUAAAAAAAAAAAUGUCUUUUAGCGCAGUUGGCGGGAAUUUUAUUUCAUGAACUCAUCUUCAGCAUUUGUCUUUAUCUUUUUCUUGAAAACAGGAAAAAUUGAUUUUUGUUGGGUUGAAGGAUGGGGCUGAACAUUUGAUAGGUUUAUUUGGGCCAAUUUCAGCUUAACGGGCUGACGAGAAUGGGUCAGUUAGCCGUCCGAAGAUUUGGCCUGCCAGCCAAGAACACAAGCGAAGUUAAUUAAUAUAAAGGUAUAAAAAAUGUUCUAUUCUUCAAGCCCGAUGUUGCCAUCACAACUACUACACAAGUUUUAUGCCUGCCAAGACUGGUGGAUUUGUACCGGUCAUCUUGUACACAGAGUAACCAACAGAACGCUGAAAGCUCUCCGAGGAAAGUAAUACUAACGGCCUCAAAGUGGCCUCCAGGCUUUGGCGUACACAGUAACGGUUUCAAAAGUGGAACCCUAAACACCGUGGCACAGUUCUUAACGGGUCGACUUUCAAAAGUAAAACAUCGGCAACGUGUCAGCAGCUCUUUGCUUUGUUACCUGUGCAUGGGAUGAUUUCAUAUUCCAAAAGACACAUCUUUAUGCUACACAAUUUUAAUAGGUUCAACACUAAAAUAAACUCCUAUUGUUAGACGGAGGGUGGGAUCUGAAAGGAAAAUCCCAUUUAAGUUUGUAAAAAAUAACCUGACAUCAUGUGUGCCUAUUAUCUGUUGCCUGAGUCAAUGUAACUUCUAUGCUACAUAUUGUAUGAAUUUACAUACUUUAUCAAAGCCUUUGCUGUGUCAUCAGACAGGGCGAUCUUUAUGGAACGUUUGCUGUAUGAUUCUAUCUCGUGUUAAUUGAGUUUUAGUGAUAAAAUUUUGUCCUCGGACCAACAUAAAUAAUAAUUGCAAUAUUUAAAAGCGCUUAUUCCAAAUUGCGUUUUGAAUUUUAAUGAACAAACGCCACACAAUUUGACAAUAAUUGUUGAGACAAUUACACUGCAGAAUGUCGCUGUUGCUAUUGAAUGAUAUUAAUGCUUGUUUUUAGUAAAUAAUUGCAGCAAAAAUUCACUUCUCCUUCAGAUAAAUGUAAGGAUUAUUUCAAUUUUAAGAUUAAUCAGCUUCUCCACUAGAAAGUUAUUGGUUUUUGUUAUCAUUUAAGAGAUUGUAUACUUUAACAAUAAUUUCAUGAUAAUAUAAGUUUUAGAGUAAAUAAUUUCAUUAAGGGCGUUUGUUAGAAAUAAUUAUAAAUUAAAUUUUCUUUCAACUUUAGAAAUCGAAAAUGAAAUUGAUUGUUACAAUGGUUGCCUUGAUGGUGUGCUGCAUGAACUUGGGCUUUGGAGAAUCGGAAAUUAUUGAGACGGUCUGUCGGAUCAAUGGCCAAGUGAGUAGCAUAUUCUACGUCAUUUUAUGGUAAUGUAUGCAGUAUACCGUGUGUCAUUUCAUUGUAAUGUAUGCAAUGUACUAUAUAUAACGACAAAGGUGAAUUAAGCAGUGUUUUGUUAACUUUUAUGUUUCUCAAAUUAAGUACAUACAUUAAAAAAUAUAAUGUGUCGUCACACCACUCAAUGAAAUUUUUAUAUGUCUGUUAAAUGACAUCUAUAAGUUAACAUUUUUAAUUGCACGAAAAAAGAGAUUUACAUGUAUUUAAAAGGUUUACAUUGCCACGUAUAUUAAAAAGAAAAAAAAAUUCAGGUCUGAAAAAGUACAUCAAUACAAAAUUUAGGUCUGAAAAAGUACAUCAAUAAAAAAUUCAGGUAUCAAAAAGUACAUCAAUAAAAAAAAUUCAGGUCUGAAAAAGUACAUCAAUAAAAAAUUCAAGUCUCAAAAUGUACAUCAAUUAAAAAAUUCAGGUCUCAAAAAGUAUAUCAAUAAAAAAAUUCAGGUCUGAAAAAGUACAUUAAUAAAAAAUUCAAAUUCAGGUCUGAAAAAGUACAUUAUAAAAAAUUCAAAUCAGGUCUGGAAAAAGUACAUCAAUAAACAUCGCAAUAAUAUUAUUUUUAUACUUUUAUUUGUAAUAAUAAUAAUAAUAACGUGUAUUUCAAAAACACGCUUCAUCCCCAAAGGCUCGAAGCGCGGUACAAGAGUAAAAAAUCUAUAAUUUACCACAUUUAAAACAAACGCAACACUACAAAAACUAAUUACAAGCAUACAAUGUCAAAGUCUUUCUAGACAUUUCAACCCUGAGAAACACAGCUAAUAUGCAUUAAAUGGAAAAUAUGGUAGACAAUCAUCCCAGAAGGUGUUUGCGAAAUAAAUAUGUCUUUAAAUCGGUUUUAAAGGACUCCAGUGUCUGAUUGUUUCUGAGACAGACAUAAAGGGCGUUCCAAAUUGUUGGACCAGCAAAUGUAAGUACUUUAGAAAUGUCGUCAGUGAACCGUCGAGAUAAAGUGAUUAAUACCUUCAUCAAAGCACGCUCCUAAUCCCGCACAGUACACAAAUACUCGGCCAAGUGCGCAACGUUAGGGAUGUCCUUCUGCUAGAACAGUCUCCUAAAUAUGGGGCCGCGAAGUGGCACGUUGGAUUCAUCCUUCUGCUGGAACAGUCUCCUACAUAUGGGGCCGCGAAGUGGCACGUUGGAUUCAUUAUUCUGCUGGAACAGUCUCCUACAUAUGGGGCCGCGAGGGGGCACGUUGGAUUCAUUCUUCUGCUGGACCAGUCUCCUAUAUAUGGGGCCGCGAAGUGGCACGUUGGAUUCAUCCUUCUGCUGGAACAGUCUCCUACAUAUGGGGCCGCGAAGUGGCACGUUGGAUUCAUCCUUCUGCUAGAACAAUAACCUUCCGUAAAUUCACUCCAUUGACUAGACUUUUCGGGGUAAUCUCACCCUAAGUACAUCCGAAUGUUCGAUGGUUUGGCCAUGCUUAUAUCACUAGCAAUUCACUGUGCAAGGGUCGAGAUGUUUCAUUUAUGUCCUAAAAUACUGUCCUGUACAUCCGGGGGAAGCGGUGGUCGCCUUUAAUUUCGGUUUUCUACCGCCAACUUCUACCGUGUAAAUAAAUAACGAUGGGAUGAAACGGUUCCCCAUGAAAAGCCUUCUUAAAGACUGUGUGUUUAGAAUCAGUACCAUGAGACGUUCACUAACCGCCUCAUGUCUCAUAAAUAUCAUCAGCAACAUGAUCCAUACCUCGUGUCUACCUUUGAUUUCACUGUAGAUAUAACUACAGUUGGAAAAUGCUACUUCUGAUGGUCGUUGGUACAAUUUGGGGAGAUACUAUGCAUGCCGUUGGACUGACGGAAUGGGAAGCAUGAUGCAGUGGUUAAUACGUUCCCUGGGUAGGGCAAAGGGGUUGGUUGUUAUGUUCCCCGGGUAGGGAAAGGGGGUUGGUGGUCAUUUUCCCCAGGUAGGGCAAGGGGUUGGUUGGUAUGUUCCCUGGGUAGGGCAAGGGGGUUGAUUGUUAUGUUCCCCUGGUUGGGCAAGGGGUUGGUUGUUAUGUUCCCCGGGUAGGCCAAGGGGGUUGGUGGUUAUGUUCCCCGGGUAGGGCAAGGGGUUGGUGGUUAUGUUCCCCUGGUAGGGCAAGGAGGUUGGUGGUUAUGUUCCCCUGGUAGGGCAAGGGGGUUGGUUGUUAUGUUACCCUGGUAGGGCAGGGGGGUUGGUGGUUAUGUUCCCCUGGUAAGGCAAGGGGAGUUAUGUUCCCCUGGUAGGGCAAGGGGGUUGGUUGUUAUGUUACCCUGGUAGGGCAGGGGGGUUGGUGGUUAUGUUCCCCUGGUAAGGCAAGGGGGUUGAUGGUUAUGUUACCCUGGUAGGGCUAGGGGGUUGGUGGUUAUGUUCCCCUGGUAGGCCAAGGGGGUUGGUGGUUAUUUUCCCCUGGUAGGGCAAGCAGGUUGGUGGUUAUGCUCCCCUGGUAGGGCAAGGGGGUUGGUGGUUAUGUUCCCCUGGUAGGCCAAGGGGGUUGGUGGUUAUGUUCCCCUGGUAGGCAAGGGGAUUUGUGGCAGCGCCUGUUUAGUUAAGAUUUCAUUACAGACAUGCUGAUCAGAGCAACGUUUGUUAAAGUAAUUUGUUAUUUCAUGAUUUUUGAGUAAGCUAUUGUGUUAUUUGUAAUAAUUUUAAAAAAAAAUAGUUUAGAAACUCAUUUUAAACACAUAUAUUUUCUACACAUGUCACAUAACCUGUUAUCAGAGCAUUGCACUUGGUGAGUCUGUGGGGAAAGUUAUUGAUAGCUGUAACAAUUGUAAUUGUGGAAACCGUGGCUUUGCCUGCACGAGGAUGGCUUGUCCAUGGUACCAGCCCCUGGAUUGUGAGAUCCAAGGACAGGUAAGAAACAUAGUAUUUCCUUAAUAACGUCACAUAUAAUUAUUACUUAAUUUGAAAUUUACAUUAUAAUUGCGUUUAGAAAAUUUUUGUUGUUCGAUGUAUUUCAGUCUUUUAAUGCGAAAUGACACUAUUGCUGGAAAAUUCUAAAUAAUUAAAAAGAAAAAACAAUAUUUUAUGGAAAAUAAUAUUCGUAAAAUAUUAAAUUUGUUGAAUAAAAUAUCGUUAAAUGAUGAUUCAAAUAAUGUACUUUCACAGCACCACAACCAUUAUGAUGUCAUCCCAUCUGAUGAUUGUGAGGAAUGUCGUUGCAGGAACGGCAACAUAGUCUGUACCGGCUGCCCAGCUUAAAUUACGGCUGCUGAUCUUUUGUGUCAGAUAGAAUGAACGUAGAAACGAUAAUUUGUUUGUGUUGUUAUGUCAUUUACAGAAUUUAAAAAACAAAUAAAAGAAAGCUUUUAACUUAUCAAAUUCAGUUGUAUUUUGUUUGUUACCAAAGAUAUAUAAAACACAUUUUCUCGAGUCAUCCUGAUUUGUUUUUGAAAUAGAGAUUUGUUUCUACCUGAUUAUGUUUUAUGAAUUAACAAACUCAUGGCUAUUAAUAAAUCUAUCAGCUACCAUAUAUAAUUUGAUCAAAAUGAAGCACGAUUUUAAAAUUAAGCGACC